AUGCACGUCCGGCAAAGCUCCUCCCCACUAUCAAAAUUCCCCCCUCUAAUCAACAGCUUAGCCCUCGUCUCCAACAGAGCCGCUUUCAGCAGAGUCACCUCUUGCCACACGUGCUCGUCUACUCCACUACUUUCCCCUCCCGACUUCAUCUUCUUCUUCUUCCAGCACAAAGACCCCACGUUCGUGCACACCUUCAACAGCUCCAACGCCGAGUUGCACCGCGAAAACGCCGUGAACGCUCGUAUAGCCAGCGGAAUCGCGGCUCGUUUGAUGACCAUCUCCGCCGGCUUGAGCUCGACGAGCGGUGGCUCGUUCUUGAACCCGAAAACGAGAAACGCCGUUGCCCAAAGAUGGUCCGGUGUCGCGAUCGGGCUCCCGAUUUUCCUCAUCCCUUGUACCGUGGCCUUCGCUGCUAACGGGCCGCCGCCGUAUCUCCAUUCCGCAAAUUCUCGGGCGGUAGGGUGGAAUUGGAUCCAUAGCUGCCCGGGCUGCCGGAUGGCCCGCCGGGCCAGCCCAAGCCGGAUUAGAAGUUGGGCCGAGUCAUUGUCCCCACACUUCCACGUUCGGCCCGCAAAGAAGCACGAUAGCGCGGGCCCAACGCACUUGGCCCAUUUCUUCCUCCUCCCGCCGGACGGCGGCACGUGGCUUGCCGCGGCCGCUAGUAAAUCCGCCGGGACAGGGCCCGGCGCGAGCCACGGCCCGACCCGAAGCAUCCUCGACGAGAGGGCGUUGCGGGCCCCGCCCUUCCGCUCGAGCACGUCGGUGCAGAACGAGAGGACUUUCGUCAGAAACGGGCUCGUUGGAGGAGGACCGAACAUUGUCUCGUCGAAUUGGGCCUGGCGGGAGACCGCCUCGAAUAGCUCCGAGGGCCCGAUCGAGAGCUCGGAGAGCAACGAGCCCACGACCGAAAGCCCGAAGCCCGACCUACCCAACUUCUCGUCGAAUUUAGUGAGGAAGUCGAGCUCGUCGGCCGAAUACUCCCUCCUCCGCCUCCCCCGGAUUAGGGUCGUCGCCUCGAGGUAG
Molecule: messenger RNA, 1023 nt
Organism: Striga asiatica
Lineage: Eukaryota; Viridiplantae; Streptophyta; Magnoliopsida; Lamiales; Orobanchaceae
Source: the annotation of a GenBank genome assembly